Messenger RNA from Hydra vulgaris (swiftwater hydra), 3527 nucleotides. RefSeq names its product eukaryotic translation initiation factor 3 subunit A. NCBI's taxonomy places the organism in Eukaryota, Metazoa, Cnidaria, Hydrozoa, Anthoathecata, Hydridae. Gene Ontology annotation, molecular function: translation initiation factor activity; mRNA binding. Gene Ontology annotation, biological process: translation reinitiation; formation of cytoplasmic translation initiation complex. The record is from RefSeq and is a predicted model, not a curated record. Gene Ontology annotation, cellular component: eukaryotic translation initiation factor 3 complex, eIF3m; eukaryotic translation initiation factor 3 complex, eIF3e; multi-eIF complex.
UGUGGUUGCGUUGGACAUCAUAAAAAUAAUACUCAAAGGUCCGAAAGUUUAAUACAAAAAUCUUUAUAUUACUUGCCAACUCUGGGUGCUUUAGUUCUUUUUCCAUCACAUAAUGUCGACGACAUGUUCUAAAGAGUUGUUAUAAAACAUAAACAUCAUGGUGCAGUAUUUCCAAAAACCAGAAAAUGCUCUUAAAAGAGCUCAAGAGUUCAUUGAUAUUGGUAAGCCAGAAGCAGCUUUAGAUGUUCUCUAUGAAGUUAUUAAAAGUAAAAAGCAUAGAAAUUGGCAAAAGAUUCAUGAACCUAUCUUGCAAAUGUAUCUUAAACUAUGUGUAAAUUUAAAACGGUCAGUUAAUGCAAAAGAAGGUUUGUAUCAAUACAAGUUGAUAUGUCAGCAAAUGAACAUAUUGUCUCUAGAAGAGACCAUCACAUUCUUCCUAAAUAUAGCUGAAAAACAUGCAGAUGAAGCUAAAAAUCAAUCUAUUGAACUUGUGACUGUUGAAGAUCUUGAUCAACUGCAAACACCUGAAGGAAUUUUGCUUUCAUCUGUAAGUUCAGAAGAUGCACAAGAUAGAUCAGAUCGUGUUUUGUUAACACCUUGGGUAAAAUUUUUGUGGGAAGCAUAUCGUAAUGUGCUUGAACUAUUGCGUAAUAAUAAUCGUGUUGAAAAACUCUAUCAUGAAACAGCACAAAAUGCAUUUAAGUUUUGUUUAAAAUAUAUGCGUCGUGCUGAGUUCCGAAAGUUAUGCUUGUUAAUAAAGAAUCAUUUGGAUCAAGUACUGAAGUAUCAAGGACAACCAACUGCAAUUAAUCUAAACAGCCCAGAAAGCUUACAAAUGCAUCUGGAAACCAGGCUGGUGCAGUUGGAGAAUGCUAUUACAAUGGAGUUGUGGCAGGAAGCGUUUCGUGCAAUAGAGGGGAUUCAUUAUUUGAUGUUGAUGUCAAAGAAACCACCUAAGCCUCAUAUGAUGGCUAAUUAUUACCAGAAAGUUGCUCUUGUUUUUUUAAAAGCUGAUAACUAUCUAUUUCAUUCAGCUUCUCUCUUCCGUUUAUUUACCUUAGUGAAAGAGCAAAAAAAAACUGUGACACCUGAAGAACUUGAAAAGAUUGGAAGCCAAGUUCUUCUAGCAACCCUUUCUAUACCAAUUCCACCUGGUAAAAGUAGCAUGGAAGAGUACUUAAGUUAUGAUACUCAAGCUUAUGAGAAAGAUCGUAGACUAGCAACUUUGUUAAGUUUAUUAUCAGUUCCUACAAGAAAAAGUCUUAUAGAAGAUGUUGAAGCAAUAAUUUUUCCGCACGUGUCUGCGCCACUUAAAGAGUUAUUUGCAACAUUGGAGUUGAAGUUUGAACCUCUUAAAAUUUGUAAAAAGGUUAAUGAAACUCUACAGAUAAUAAACAAGGACGAAAAUCUUCUUCAGUACUCUGAGUCUAUUAAAGAAAUUGCAAUUACUAGACUUUUAAGUCAGAUUUCACAAGUUUAUGAGAAAAUAUCAUUCAAGCAGUUGUUAAAAAUGGUGCCAUUUGCAGACCGUCAUCAGCUUGAGCAUAGGAUAGUAAAUUGUGUUAAAGAAAAUGACAUGCAAAUCUACAUUAAUCAUCAAAAAGAUUCUAUUUCAUUUGGUUCUGCAUUAAUGGUUGCUUUAAGAGAAGAAGUGCCUAAUGGUCCUCACAUUCAGGGAAUGCCUUCUGAAAUAUUAAGAAGUCAAUUAUUUGUACUUUCAGAAGGUUUAAAAAAAUCUAUAUGUCUUGUGAACCCUGAAGCUAUUCAAAAAGAACAUGAUCUUCAACGUGAACAACUUGUUGCACAAUACCUAAGACAAGAACGAAAAGAACAUGUUCAACUGCUUUAUAGAAAAGCAAUUAUUGAGCAGCGUAAGGAAAGAAUUGAAAAUGAAAGAAAUGCUCAGGAAAAAUAUGAGCGUGAACAGGCCAAUUUGCAAAAGGAAUUAUUACGCCAAGCAGAAGAGCAGAGACUUGAAAUAGAACGCGAAAAGAGAGAAAGAGAAAGACGUGCACAAGAAAUGAAAGAGAUUCAAAAGCAACAAGUAUGGGAUCGUGUUGAAUCUUUACGAGGAACAGAAGUUGGAAAGAGAGCUUUUAAAAAUCUAUCAGCUCAGGAAAUUGAUGAAAUGGAUCCAGCUGAUAUCCUUCAGCGUCAGUAUGAUCAAGUUAAUCGUGAGAAACGUGAGCAACAAAGUAAACUUCGGACACAAGAAAAGCGCAUUGAUCACCUUGUAAGAGCUAUGCGUCUUGAAGAAAUACCCAUUUUGGAAAAACAUAUUGCUGAGCAAAAAAUUAAAGAUAGAAAGGAAUGGGAAAAAGAUGAAGAGGAAAGGCUGCAAAAUGCUGCAAAAGAGCACCAGUUAGCACUUCAAACAAAAAGCAGAUUAGAAAGAAUGUCAGCUGACAAACAAGUCUUUUUAGAUACAAUAUUUGGACAUAGACACAAGCAGCACGAGGUACGUUUAAGAGAGUUUGAAAUGAAUCUUAAACAAGUUCGCAAUGAAAGGUUAGAAGCAAAUAAGAAACAGCGAAUGGCCCAGCGUAGGCAAGAAUUUAUACUUGCUCGUAGAGAAGAAAAGCGCAAAGAAAAGGCAGAACAAUUACGCAGAGAAAAAGAAGCUGAAGAAAUUCGAAAACAAAAAGAAGCUGAAGAGAAGCGAAUCUUACAAGAAGCAAGACUAAAAGCACUUGAAGAAUCUGCUCGUAAACAAAAAGAAAAAGAACGUGAAAUUGAAGAAAAGUUAGAAAAGGAGCGAAAUUUAUUAAAAGAAGAGCCAAAGAAAGAGACUGUUGUUGCUGGCAAGUAUAUUCCACCAAGCCAAAGACGAAGAAUGGAAACAGCAGCAGGUGUUGAUAAUUGGAGAGGAGCUGGAGGUGAUGAAGUAAAACAACCUGUUCGUCCUGCUGACUCACGAGAUGAUUCCCAAAGGUUUGGCAAACGUGAUGAAUCUCGAGGUUAUGAUAGGAGAGAUGAUGCUAGAGGUUUUGAUAAGAGAGAUGACACUAGAGGUUUUGAUAAGAGAGAUGAUCUUCGAAGUUAUGAAAAAAGAGAUGACCCUCGAGGUUAUGACAGGCGUGAUGAUUCUCAUGGUUAUGACAAGCGAGAUGACUCUCGAGGUUAUGACAAGCGAGAUGAUCCUCGAGGUUUUGACAAACGAGAUGAUCCUCGAGGUUAUGAUAAGCGAGAUGAUUCUAGAAAUUUUAACAGGAAAGAUGAUACGCUUGAUCGACGGGAUGGUCGUGAUGAUCAUACUGAGCGACGUAGUGACGAUAAAAGUGAUUCUUAUCGUGGAUUUAGUGGUAAUCGACAAACUUGGCGUGGCGAAGGUGGUGGUGAUAGCUGGAGAUCUGGUGAUAAAGGAAACCGUCCAGAAGGUCGAUCAUACAAAAUGUCUCGUGUGGGAGCUGAUAGAGAUCGUGAUGAUUCUGAAGAUCGUCCAAAAGGAUCUGGAACUUCUAGUGAAGAUGGCUGGAAUGUUGUUAGAAGAUAAAAAAGAAAUUUAAAAUAAAUAUAGAAUUGCAUAA